CAGUUUCCCUUACAACAUGUUAACAUUUAUUUAAUGCCAAAAAUCAGGGAUACUCUAUCGACCUAGUGAAGUGACCUGGGUCACCUACCUAAAGAAUUUGCACUAUAAGACCUUGGCCUCUCUGUUUCUCUUGAAUUACUUUGAAAAGCAACAGAAAGAAGAGAGGAGAGGAAAGACCAAAUAAGGGAAGAGCUGAGAGAAAGAGAGAACUUGUGAAAGCAUUUAUAAACAACUUGGCUUGAAGCCUUCUUGAAAAGGUGACCAUGGCAUCAGCAGAGCCCAUGGAGGCCCCCAUAUGUCUGGUAGAAAACAAGAAUGAAGAGCUGAUGGUAAACCAGCAAGCCCUACGGAUUCUUAGUUCCAUUAGCAAUCCAGUGAUGGUGGUAGCUAUUGCUGGCCUGUACCGUACUGGAAAAUCCUACCUGAUGAACAGACUGGCAGGAAAGAACACAGGCUUCUCCCUUGGCUCCACCGUGCAGUCUCACACAAAGGGCAUCUGGAUGUGGUGCGUCCCUCACCCCAGCAAACCAGACCAUGCCUUAGUUCUGCUUGAUACUGAGGGCCUUGGAGACGUGGAAAAGGGUGACUCCAAGAAUGACUCCUGGAUCUUCGCCCUGGCCAUCCUGCUGAGCAGCACUUUUGUCUACAACAGCGUGAGCACCAUCAACCACCAGGCCUUGGAGCAGAUGCAAUAUGUAACAGAGCUGACAGAACUAAUCAAGGUCAAAUCCUCACCUGAUGCUCUUGGAGGAGAAGACUCAGCAGAGUUUGUGGGCUUCUUUCCAGACUUUGUGUGGACCGUGCGGGAUUUCACCCUGGAGCUUGAGCUAGAUGGCCACCCCAUCACCUCAGAUCAGUACCUGGAAAAUGCCUUGAAACUCAGUAAAGGUAAGAACCUCAAAGUUGCAGCAGCCAACCUUCCACGAGAGUGCAUCAGAAAAUUCUUUCCAAAACGGAAGUGUUUCACCUUUGACCGUCCAACAAAUAAGAAGUCACUCUUAGCGCAUCUUGAAGAUGUCCAUGAAAGCCAGCUGGAGCCUGCAUUCAAGGAUCAGGCAGACAACUUCUGCUCUUACAUCUUUUCCAAUGCAAAACCCAAGACCCUUAGGGGCGGCAUUGUGGUUAAUGGGAAUCGGUUGGGAAAGCUGCUGGAGACCUAUGUGAAGACAAUCUCUAGUGGAGCCAUUCCCUGCCUGGAGAAUGCAGUGCUGGCAUUGGCUGAGACUGAGAAUCCCGCUGCCAUUCAAAAAGCUACCAACCAUUACGUAGAGCAGAUGGUGCUGAAGGUGGACUUCCCCACAGAAACCCUCCAGGACCUGCUAAACCUGCAUACAGACUGUGAGAAAGAAGCCAUCUCAAUUUUCAUGAAGCAUUCUUUCAAGGAUGACACACACAAGUUCCAGAAAGAACUGGUGCAAAUCUUAGAAUCCAAGAAGGAUGAUUUCAUCCAUCAAAAUGAGGAAGAAUCAACCAAAUAUUGUCAAACUAAGCUUGAGGACCUCUCUCAGACCCUUACGGAAGCCAUUUCUCAAGGCACCUUCUCUGUGCCAGGGGGUUACAGGCUCUACAGGAAAGAAAGAGAAAAAAUGAUGAACAAUUACCAUCAAGUUCCCAGGAAAGGGGUAAAGGCAGAUGAGGUCCUCCAAAGGUUUCUACAGUCACUUGCAAUGACAGAAGAAUCCAUCCUGCAGACAGAUCAAGCCCUCACUGAACAAGAGAAGGCCAUGGAAGAUUCUAGAAAUAUAAGAAUGAAUAGGAGGCAAGUGAAUGAGGAAGGCAGGAUCCAGAUAUUGAGAGAACAGGAAAUGAUUCUAGACCAUAAACUAAAGGAACAAAAGAAGCUGAUGGAGGAAGGGUUUAAUGAGAAAGCUGAAGAAAUGAAGAAAGAGAUGGAGGACUUACAAACAAAGAUUAAGGAUGAUAAGAGUGACAAGUCCUCUUGGUGGUCCCCAGUUUUAGAUACUGUUGGCACCGCAUUGAUGGUCAUGUUACCUGGUGCAGGAAAACUCAUUGGUUUGGGGGUAAAGGCAUUGGGCCAUCUCUGAAAUAAUCAAAUGGGUUUCAGUUUCUCAAAAGAAAGUUGUACAAUAUAGUUGUCUCACUUAAAAAGAAAAUGGCACUGAGACCUCUCUAUACAUGA
Molecule: messenger RNA, 2140 nt
Organism: Vombatus ursinus (common wombat)
Lineage: Eukaryota; Metazoa; Chordata; Mammalia; Diprotodontia; Vombatidae
Product: guanylate-binding protein 6-like
Exons: 12
Coding region: 264-2045 (593 amino acids)
Biological process (GO): defense response to Gram-positive bacterium; defense response to protozoan
Molecular function (GO): GTP binding; GTPase activity
Source: RefSeq, a predicted model, not a curated record